AUGCCCACAGAAAAUGAAUGUGUUUGUUGCUUAGGAAACGACAACAUUGUAAUUGUAACAAAUGAAAAUUGCUGCAUCACAUUUCACGAUAGUUUUGAGAACAUUGUUUUGAAUAUAGAUUCACUUAACAUCGUAAGGCAUAAUUUGGUAUCACAGUGUAAAUCUAAAAUAUCAAAAGACAGAUACAAAAUUGUAACCAACAAACUUUGGCGCCAUUUGGCAUACAAAAACUUUAUUUCGUGGAUAAAUAGCUGGACCACAAUUGGAAGAAAUAACAGGAUUGUUAUACCAGCGUGUGUAGUAAGACAAGUAGGACAAAGAUUUCCAGAAGAAACAGGAUUCAAGGAAUUUGAAGACAUUUUAUAG
Molecule: messenger RNA, 366 nt
Organism: Ceutorhynchus assimilis (cabbage seed weevil)
Lineage: Eukaryota; Metazoa; Arthropoda; Insecta; Coleoptera; Curculionidae
Source: the annotation of a GenBank genome assembly